AUGAAUUGGAAUAAAGGUGGACCUGGUACUAAGAGAGGCUUUGGUUUUGGUGGUUUUGCCAUAACACCUGGAAAAAAAGAGGAGCCUAAGCUCUCUCAACAGUCUCAUAGUGCUUUUGGAACAGCCGGUUCUUCUGCUGCAUUUGCGAAAUCAGGACCUCCUCAGCUGCCUUCUUUCUACAAAAUUGGGUCAAAGCGAGCAAAUUUUGAUGAAGAGAAUGCGUACUUUGAGGAUGAAGAGGAAGAUUCCAGCAAUGUCGAAUUGCCGUACAUUCCCGCAGAGAAUUCCCCCACUCGCCAGCAGUUUCAUUCCAAAUCAGCAGACUCUGACAGCGAUGAUGAUCCUCUGGAGGCAUUCAUGGCUGAAGUGGAGGAUCAAGCUGCUCGAGACAUGAAGAGACUUGAAGAUAAAGACAAAGAAAAAAAGAAUGUUAAGGGUAUUCGAGAUGACAUUGAAGAGGAAGAUGACCAAGAAGCUUAUUUUCGCUAUAUGGCUGAAAACCCCACUGCUGGUGUGGUCCAAGAAGAGGAAGAGGAUAACCUGGAGUAUGAUAGUGAUGGCAAUCCAAUUGCACCAUCCAAAAAAAUCAUUGAUCCUCUUCCACCUAUUGACCAUUCAGAGAUUGAAUAUCCACCAUUUGAGAAAAAUUUCUAUGAUGAGCAUGAGGAGAUCACCAGUCUCACCCCACAGCAAGUGGUGGAGUUACGUCAUAAGCUAAAUCUCCGGGUCUCUGGUGCUGCUCCUCCGAGGCCUGGCAGUAGCUUUGCUCAUUUUGGGUUUGAUGAGCAACUUAUGCAUCAAAUUAGGAAGUCCGAGUAUACCCAGCCCACUCCUAUACAAUGUCAGGGUGUUCCAGUUGCACUAAGUGGCAGAGAUAUGAUUGGGAUAGCUAAGACUGGAAGCGGAAAAACAGCAGCCUUCAUCUGGCCAAUGUUGAUUCACAUCAUGGAUCAGAAGGAGCUUGAACCAGGGGAUGGGCCCAUUGCAGUGAUCGUGUGCCCGACCAGAGAGCUUUGCCAACAGAUCCAUUCUGAAUGUAAGCGCUUUGGUAAGGCAUAUAACCUGCGCUCUGUAGCUGUAUACGGAGGAGGAAGCAUGUGGGAGCAAGCCAAAGCCCUCCAGGAGGGGGCAGAGAUAGUUGUCUGCACACCGGGCCGUUUAAUUGAUCAUGUGAAAAAGAAAGCUACAAACCUUCAAAGAGUCACUUACCUUGUGUUUGAUGAAGCUGACAGAAUGUUUGAUAUGGGUUUUGAGUAUCAGGUCAGAUCAAUUGCAAGCCAUGUACGUCCAGACAGACAGACCCUCUUGUUCAGUGCCACUUUCCGUAAGAAGAUUGAGAAAUUGGCUCGAGAUAUUCUGAUCGACCCGAUUCGAGUUGUGCAGGGAGACAUUGGAGAGGCAAAUGAAGAUGUUACUCAAAUUGUGGAGAUUUUCCCCUCUGGCCCUAGCAAAUGGAACUGGCUGACUCGACGCCUCGUGGAGUUCACAUCUUCUGGGAGCGUUCUCCUGUUUGUCACCAAGAAGGCAAAUGCGGAAGAGCUGGCCAAUAACCUUAAGCAGGAGGAUCAUAAUCUAGGGCUGCUUCAUGGUGACAUGGACCAGAGUGAGAGGAAUAAAGUCAUUUCAGAAUUUAAGAAAAAGGGGAUCCCGAUACUGGUAGCUACUGAUGUGGCAGCUCGUGGGUUAGAUAUUCCUUCCAUUAAGACUGUGAUCAAUUAUGACGUGGCUCGGGACAUAGAUACGCACACCCAUAGAAUUGGUCGUACUGGCAGAGCAGGCGAGAAGGGAGUUGCCUACACUCUGCUGACUCCCAAAGACAGUAACUUCGCUGGUGAUCUUGUCAGAAAUCUGGAAGGCGCCAAUCAACAUGUUUCCAAAGAGCUGUUGGAUCUAGCAAUGCAGAAUCCAUGGUUCCGGAAAUCACGUUUCAAAGGAGGAAAAGGCAAGAAGUUGAAUAUUGGUGGUGGUGGCUUAGGAUACCGUGAACGUCCUGGUCUGGGAUCAGAAAAUUCUGACCGUGGAAACAACAACAGUGUGAUGAGUAACUAUGAGGCAUACAAGCCAUCCACUGGGGCAAUGGGAGACAGACUUACGGCAAUGAAAGCAGCUUUUCAGUCCCAGUAUAAGAGUCACUUUGUUGCUGCAAGCUUAAAUAAUCAAAAGACUGGUAGCUCCGCUGCUGGUGCUAGUGGCUGGACCAGUGCUGGGAGCUUGAACUCGGUACCAACGAGUUCAGCACAGCAAAAUGCUGCAAAUCCUGACAGCCCAAUUGCAGCCGCCGCAGCAGCAAAGGGUGUUCCGGGUUUCACCAGCACGGGGAAUUUGAGUAGCGUUCCCACCUUUCCAAGCGUUGGAGUACAUGGCUUCAACAACACAAAUGCCAGCACCAACAAUCGAGAAGGCAGCGGCAUUUUUUCAGCGGCACCAGUUGGUGGUGGCGGCAUUGUCAGAGAACGAUACAACGACAACCGGAACAGUCGCCACAAUGAGGUCCCGCGCCGUGGAGAGGGCGGUGGUCGCUACAAUGAUGUGCAACGCCACGGAGAAGGAGGCGGUCGCCACAGUGACGCUUACCGCCAUGGAGAGGGCCGACAUGGCGACAACCAUCGCCACGGUGAAAGCCGGCACUUUGCUGAUAACAGGAAGGAUGCCAACAGCCGAGACAACAAGACAGAUGGUUUUGCUGUCCCAGAGCCCCCAAAACGUAAGAAGAGCCGGUGGGACAGUUAAAAGCUGAUGUUUCACAGCCUGGAAUCUCUGCAGGUAGUGAUGUCUUUUUCCAGAGGAUUUCUUGGGGUUUUUGGUAACUGGUUGUUGAGCAGCUGGGGGAGGAGGAGGAGGAAACCAUGCGAACUUCCUGUGCAGGUCUGGGCCGGUACAUCUGCGGACAGAUUCACUCUAAUGAUGUGUACACACAAUGCUUAGUCAAAGAGAAAUCAUUUUGAUAAAGCUCCCUGGGUUCUGCUUUUAAACAUUCAGUGCUCAAGUGACUCUCCGCUGGAUUUAAACAAAUCUUCUUGACAAGAAAGAAGCUGUUUCACGUCCUUGGAACGUUAAGAAACUGUUGUCCAUAGAAGUAUAAAGUAGUCUUUUCUUAACCAGCGUUCACAUUUAAAAAGACAGUCCAUCUAGAGAUGCUCAGGACCCACCUGUUAAACAUUAAUCUUUCAGCAAUUUGUUCAGUAUGGUGAGUUCUUCCCCAAUCUCUUCUUUUUACAUAUUCUCUUAUCCCCAAAUAAUUUGCCCCCUGGUUGCCCCUUACAUUUCUCCCCAUCAACUAAGAAUGUAUCAGUUUACGUUGCUGAAGGUGGGAAGAAGCA
Molecule: messenger RNA, 3320 nt
Organism: Balearica regulorum gibbericeps (East African grey crowned-crane)
Lineage: Eukaryota; Metazoa; Chordata; Aves; Gruiformes; Gruidae
Source: RefSeq, a predicted model, not a curated record